Molecule: messenger RNA, 3120 nt
Organism: Eremomyces bilateralis CBS 781.70
Lineage: Eukaryota; Fungi; Ascomycota; Dothideomycetes; Eremomycetales; Eremomycetaceae
Exons: 2
Coding region: 1-3120 (1039 amino acids)
Biological process (GO): transmembrane transport; monoatomic cation transport; intracellular calcium ion homeostasis
Cellular component (GO): membrane
Molecular function (GO): monoatomic cation transmembrane transporter activity
Source: RefSeq, a predicted model, not a curated record
AUGACGUCUUUCGUUACUUCCAGGACCCCGAACUCUGGCGGCUAUGGCAGCAGUCGCCUGGGUCGACAGCGUACAUACUCUGCUCGCCCUUUUGUGUGGACUCUGAUCAUUGUCUCCAUUCUUAUAUCGGGCAGUCUGCUCUCCGCCCAGGUUCGGCGGCAUGACCGGAACUCUAACGUCCGGUCGCCGUUGCUCCGCCGAGAUAUAUUCGCAACCACCGAAGACCUUGCUUGCCACCUCGUCCACAAAGCCGAAGACCAAUGCGCCUUCGUCCAACAGAACUGCGCCGACGAAGAAGCCGGCCUGUUCUCCUACCUGCAACUCUACUACUGUCGCCUGCCCCAAGCCAAACCCUUGGCGAUAACCAUAAUCGUACUAUGGCUCGGCUUGCUCUUCAGCACUAUUGGCAUCGCCGCCAGCGACUUCUUCUGCGUCAAUCUGAGCACCAUAUCGAGCAUCUUAGGCAUGAGCGAGAGCUUGGCGGGGGUGACCCUCCUGGCCUUUGGGAACGGAAGUCCCGAUGUCUUCUCGACGUUCGCGGCCAUGAGUACCAAUAGCGGAAGUUUGGCGGUCGGCGAACUGUUCGGCGCGGCGGGCUUCAUUACCGCGAUGGUGGCGGGGUCCAUGGCCCUGGUCCGGCCGUUUCGGGUGAACAGGAAGAGCUUUAUACGCGAUGUGUGUUUUUUCCUGGUCUCGGCAAGCUUUAGCUUGGUCUUCUUGUGGGAUGGCAGGUUGUAUUUGUGGGAAUGCGGCGUCAUGGUCGGAUUUUACAUAUUUUAUGUGGCAUUCGUCGUGACAUGGCAUUGGUGGUUGGGUCGACGAAAGAAACAGAGGAUCAGGGAUGUCGCCGCAAGAGGGCAAUAUGCCUCGGUCGAUGCCAACGGAGAUGUGGAACCGAUUGAACCCUAUCGUGACGAGGACGAAGGCGACACGGGAACCGAACAAACGCCACGACACAUGGCUGAGGACUUCCCCUCAUUAGAGGCCGAUCACGAACCCGGGACGUUGGACGAAGAUGACGAAGAAGCCCGAGAACGGGUUCUGGGAAGACUGAGCAGCAACAUGCGUCUGAUCCGCCCGAAUACGGGGAGACGACCGACGGGGCAAAAUCCGAUACGACCAAGCUUGGUGGGUGCGUUGGAGUUCCGGGCAGUGUUGAGCAGCUUGCAAAAGUCACGAAAUAUCAUGAACCUACCCAUCAACCUUCGACGAUAUUCCGACGACCCGACCUUAAAUUUGGGGACGCAGCAGGACCAACUCUCAUUCAUUUCGGAUCCGGCGGCAAGGAGUGUACAUUCUCUUCAUGCAGACUCUGGUGGCAAUUCGAGGAUGGCGCCCAGUGCCAGGCCAAGAGCGGUGUCGACCAACGACGCGGAAGAUAUGUCUACAGAUGCUAUCCCCCGUCAUGGAGCGAAUCUCGAUUUCCUAAGUCCACAUGAUGCCUUCAAUCGGGUCCCAGAGAGCCAGGCUAGUUCGUCAAGGCGAUCGUCAACCGCCGCUCCACCUUCUCCAUCGGUUUCCGUGUCUCCGGCCACGUCCUUGAAGGCAGAUGCUCAUGCUAGCCCUCCUCGACCGAAAUCCACCGACUUCCUCAUGCCACCAGACGCUUCCCUUGGCCCCCCACGAGUUGCACCAAGCGGGAACCAUGCAGAGCAACACCAGAGUUACGGUGCCACGCACUCGAAACCGUCGCCGAAACUUGUGAUACCAACUGGCGAGUCCGGAUCAUCGCCUGCUACUACAUUUCCUCCUUAUACCGACAAUGCAGCCUCGGCCUCGUCGUCGAGGGCACCCAGUAUUCGCCUUCCCCCACCGAGUAUAUCCAGCGAUUACUUCUCCCAUGUGCCCGACAUGGCGUUGGCGGCUCAGCUGAAGCCACUGUCAUGGUGGCCCUACACCGUUUUGCCUUCACCGACCGAGCUUUUCUCGACGCUUUUCCCGACCCUGUACUCGUGGGGGGACAAGAAUAUAUGGGAACGAGUGCUCGGGAUUAUCGCUGCACCGAGCGUCUUCCUGCUGACCAUCACUCUCCCCGUCGUUGAGAACGAUAAGAUUGUAGAGGACGAUGAUUUUCGCGAGCACAGCCUCCCGGCACUGUCCAGGCGGACCACCGACGGUGAGUGGGCAAGGAAGAGCACAGCGGCAUACCGUGAUGAUGUCACACCUGGUGCACUGUCACCGCUCAAUGCGGAAAGGCAGUCGGUUGCUGCACAUAGAGACCGUGCCGGGAGUUACCGCCCCUUCCAGGCGCCUGCUGAACUGGCCGCCUCUCAGCAACAUUAUCAUGAACGCGCAUUCCAUCCACAGAACGCUUUUCUUUCACCAUCUGAGAGCCGCUUGCUCGACUCCCCGAUGGAAAUGCCGUCGCCCAUUCUCGCCGCGGUAGAAGAAGAGGUAUGGGACCGCUGGCUCGUGAUCAUCCAAAUCUUCACCGCGCCCUUCUUCGUGGUGCUGAUCGUCUGGGCCAACAUGGACGGCACCCCCGCCGCCCUCCUCCGACCCAGCCUCAUCGCCCUCCUCAUCUCCCUCGUCCUCCUCCUCUUCAUCCUCAAAACCACCACCCCCUCCCGCCCUCCCAAAUGGCGGAAAGCGCUCUGCGCUGUCGGCUUCAUCGUCAGCGUGUCGUGGAUUAGCACCAUCGCCGGCGAGGUCGUCGGCGUCCUCAAGACCGUCGGCGUCAUCUUCAACAUCUCCGACGCCAUCCUCGGUCUGACUAUUUUCGCCGUCGGCAACUCGCUCGGCGAUCUGGUUGCCAACAUCACCGUGGCGCGCCUCGGCUACCCAGUCAUGGCGCUCAGCGCGUGCUUCGGCGGGCCGAUGCUCAAUAUCUUACUCGGUAUCGGCCUCAGCGGCGGGUACAUGACGAUCGGACGGGCGAGUCACACGCACGAGAAGCACCCGGAUCAGUCGAUCCGGUUCAAGCCGUACAAGUUGGACGUGAGCCGAUCGCUGAUCGUUUCGGGGGCGGCGUUGGUGGUGAUUUUGGUGGGGCUACUAAUCAUCGUGCCGUUGCGAGGGUGGAAGAUGGAUCGAUGGGUCGGGACGUUCCUGAUUGUGCUGUGGGUCGUGAGUACGGCGGGUAACGUGAUCGGCGAGGUGUUUAUAUUUGGGAUGGAGUAA